CAUUGUCUUAAGUCAGCACUCCCUCCAUCUACUACAACAACGCACGCUCCUUCUUUCUCUCCUACUCUCUCUCUCUCUCUCUCUCUCUCUCAUUCGCUGCCGUUGGGAUCACAUAAGUCCAAACACUCCUUUGAUGGACUCACUCUCGCCGGCGAUCGCCCCCAAAAUCGUUCUUCCGGCGAGAAAUUCUUACCAAUUCCUCGGCCCGGUUCUUCCGAGUUUGAGGCCAAGCUUCAGCCGACUUUGCAAGAAGAUUUGCGUCCAUGCGGAGAACACGACCCCUACGCCGAUCGCUCCCGCGAUUGACUUCAGCGAUCCUCAUUGGAAGUCCAAGUUCCAGAACGACUUCGAGGCUCGAUUCAACAUUCCUCACCUCACUGACAUUUUCCGUGACACUCUCCCCAUUCCCUCCACUUUUUGCCUCAAGAUGAGGACUCCCACAGAAGACUUUGCUGAUGGGUAUCCAUCUGAUGAGAAGUGGCAUGGGUACAUUAAUAACAAUGACAGAGUACUUCUGAAGCGGUGGACUUUGCCCUGGUCUUAAUGAUGUCAUCAGACAGAUUGUCAUCACUCUAGAAAUAUAUGGUGUGAAAAAGAUUGUUGGGAUUCCUUUUGGUUACCGUGGAUUUUCCGAGGAAGGCUUAAGUGAAAUGCUUCUAUCCAGGAAAGUGGUUCAAAAUGUCCAUCUUUCUGGUGGAAGCUUGUUAGGAGUCUCGCGUGGAGGACCCAAUGCUAGUGACAUUGUGGAUAGUAUGGAGGCAAGAGGAAUCAACAUGCUUUUUGUGUUGGGUGGAAAUGGAACCCAUGCCGGUGCCAAUGCAAUACACAAUGAGUGCCGUAAAAGACGGCUGAGAGUGGCUGUAGUUGGUGUGCCAAAAACCAUAGACAAUGAUAUUCUGCUGAUGGAUAAAACUUUUGGUUUUGAUACUGCUGUUGAAGAAGCACAACGUGCAAUAAAUUCUGCGUACAUUGAGGCGCAUAGUGCUUAUCGUGGUAUUGGGAUUGUGAAAUUGAUGGGUCGUAGUAGUGGAUUUAUAGCCAUGCAUGCAUCCCUUGCUAGUGGACAAAUUGAUAUAUGUUUGAUCCCAGAGGUACAUUUUAAUUUACAUGGACCCCAUGGUGUCCUGAGUCAUCUGAAAUACCUACUUGAGACAAAGGGAUCAGCUGUAGUCUGUGUGGCAGAGGGAGCUGGGCAG
Camellia sinensis is the source of this 1196-nucleotide messenger RNA. The record is from RefSeq and is a predicted model, not a curated record. NCBI's taxonomy places the organism in Eukaryota, Viridiplantae, Streptophyta, Magnoliopsida, Ericales, Theaceae.